This is a messenger RNA of Myripristis murdjan (pinecone soldierfish), 2667 nucleotides long. It is a transcript of the gene mcm6l, whose product is annotated as MCM6 minichromosome maintenance deficient 6, like. NCBI's taxonomy places the organism in Eukaryota, Metazoa, Chordata, Actinopteri, Holocentriformes, Holocentridae. Gene Ontology annotation, cellular component: MCM complex; nucleus. The transcript has 17 exons. Gene Ontology annotation, molecular function: single-stranded 3'-5' DNA helicase activity; ATP binding; single-stranded DNA binding. The coding region runs from base 61 to 2544 and encodes 827 amino acids. Gene Ontology annotation, biological process: DNA replication initiation; mitotic DNA replication; double-strand break repair via break-induced replication. The record is from RefSeq and is a predicted model, not a curated record.
UCAGCGGCAUAAAAACACUAAAGAAGAGAGACCGCCAGGUGGGUGGCCUCCAGCUGCAGGAUGGAGCCUGAACAAGCCGCAGCCGCCGGAGUCCAGGUGAAGGACGAGCUCUCUGAGAAAUGUCAGAAGUUAUUCCUGGAGUUCCUGGAGGAGUUUCAGAGUCCAACAGGUGAGUUACUGUACCUGCCUGAUGCCCAAGAGCUGAUCCGGCCUGAGAGGAACACCCUGACUGUCAGCUUCACCAACUUAGAGCAUUUCAACCAGCAGCUGGCCACCACCAUCCAGGAGGAGUACUACAGGGUCUAUCCAUUUUUAUGUCGAGCAGUACGUCAGUUUGCCAGAGAUCAUGGCACCAUUCCUCCAUCCAAAGAGUUCUACGUGGCUUUUGCUGACUUCCCUUCAAGACAAAAGAUCCGGGAGCUUUCCACAGCUCGGAUUGGCUCUCUGCUUCGGAUUAGUGGCCAGGUGGUUCGCACCCACCCGGUCCAUCCUGAGCUAGUCAGUGGAACCUUCAUGUGUCUGGAUUGCCAGUCUCAAAUCAAGGAUGUGGAGCAGCAGUUCAAAUAUACCCAGCCCUCCAUCUGCAAGAACCCUGUGUGCGCCAACCGUAGAAGGUUCAUGUUGGACCCCAACAAGUCCCGCUUUGUCGACUUUCAAAAGGUCCGUAUCCAGGAGACACAGGCAGAGUUGCCUCGGGGAUCCAUCCCACGCAGUGUUGAGGUGGUUCUCCGAGCAGAAGCUGUGGAGAUGGCCCAGGCAGGAGACCGCUGUGACUUCACCGGGACACUCAUAGUAGUACCAGAUGUCGCAGCAUUGGCCAUUGCAGAGGCUCUGUGUCCAUCAGGGACUCGGUCAGAAACCAGCACCAGAGUGACAGGGAAGGAGGGCUUUGAGGCUGAUGGCAUCCAGGGACUUAAAGCUCUUGGUGUCAGGGAUUUGUCCUACAGACUGGCCUUCUUAGCCUGCUAUGUUUGUCCUACCAACCCACGGUUUGGAGGCAAGGAGUUGCGUCAGGAGGAUCAGACGGCAGAGAGUGUGAAGAAUCAGAUGACUGUGGAGGAAUGGGAGAAGGUCUUUGAAAUGAGCCAGGACAAGAACCUCUACCACAACCUGUGCAGCAGCCUAUUCCCCACCAUUCAUGGUAAUGAUGAAAUCAAGCGAGGCAUUCUGCUGAUGCUGUUUGGUGGUGUUGCCAAGAUGACCAUGGAGGGGACUACCCUGAGGGGUGACAUCAAUGUCUGUAUUGUUGGAGACCCCAGUACAUCCAAGAGCCAGUUCCUCAAACAUGUGGAGGACUUUGCCCCCCGUGCAGUCUACACCAGUGGCAAAGCCAGCAGUGCUGCUGGUCUGACAGCUGCUGUGGUCAAAGAUGAAGAGUCCCAUGAGUUUGUCAUUGAAGCAGGAGCCCUCAUGCUGGCUGACAAUGGUGUGUGCUGUAUUGAUGAGUUUGAUAAAAUGGAUCUGAAGGACCAGGUGGCCAUUCAUGAAGCCAUGGAGCAGCAGACCAUCUCCAUUACCAAGGCUGGAGUCAAGGCCACGCUGAAUGCUCGCACAUCCAUCCUGGCUGCUGCCAAUCCCAUCGACGGCCGCUACAAUAGAUCUAAAUCUCUGAAACAGAACGUCAACAUGUCUGCUCCCAUCAUGUCCCGCUUUGAUCUCUUCUUUAUCCUGGUGGAUGAGUGCAAUGAGGUGACAGAUUAUGCUAUAGCACGUCGCAUUGUGGACCUCCACUGCAGGAACGUAGAGUCUGUGGAGCGAGUCUACUCUACAGAUGAGAUCCAGAGGUACAUCCUGUUUGCCAGGCAGUUCCAGCCCAAGAUCACAUCAGAGGCUCAGGAGUUUGUGGUGGAUCAGUAUAAACGACUGAGACAGAGAGACUGUGGAGGAAACAGCAAGUCAGCUUGGAGAAUCACUGUGCGCCAACUGGAGAGCAUGCUGCGGCUGUCUGAGGCUAUGGCCAGGCUGUACUGCUCUGAUGAGGUCCAUCCGAAACACGUGAAAGAAGCUUUUCGUCUCCUGAACAAGUCAAUCAUCAGAGUUGAUUCUCCUGAUAUCAACUUUGACCCGGAGCAGCAGGAUGACCAGGACAUCAAUGACCAGAAUGACCUCCCAGGAGAAAAGGGAAAUGGGACCAAUGGGACCAAUGGACACACAGGAGAGAUGGACAUGGAGCAGCAGCCAAUCAAAGAUAAGGCGGCGACUACUAGACCAGCCCUGAAGAUGUCUUUUUCAGAGUAUCGCAGAGUUUCCAACCUCAUUGUGCUGCACAUGCAAAAGAUGGAGGAGAUGGAUGAGGAGUGCUCUCUGAAGAGGAGUGAGCUGAUAAACUGGUACCUGAAAGAGAUGGAGAGUGAGAUCGAAACAGAAGAGGAGCUGAUUGCAAAGAAAACCCUGAUAGAAAAAGUCCUGCACAGACUCAUCCACUACGACCACAUCAUCAUCGAGUUGACAAAGACGGGGCUGAAGAAGGUCGGCGAUGGAGACGAUCCAGGGACAGAGGACCCCCUCCUUGUGGUCAACCCCAAUUAUAUACUGGACGAAUGAGUGUGUGUGUGUGUGCGUGUGUGUGUGUUAGUGUUUUGAUUGAUCAGUCCUAUAAUAGCUGACAGCCAGCUGUCUCAUGUGUUUUGCUGACUCAUAGUAAAGGUGUCUAAUGGAGUGCUUGGA